This is a messenger RNA of Amphimedon queenslandica, 1688 nucleotides long. RefSeq lists its product as uncharacterized. The transcript is spliced from 7 exons. NCBI's taxonomy places the organism in Eukaryota, Metazoa, Porifera, Demospongiae, Haplosclerida, Niphatidae. Bases 81 to 1601 code for a protein of 506 amino acids. Gene Ontology annotation, biological process: cell-cell junction maintenance. Gene Ontology annotation, cellular component: membrane. The record is from RefSeq and is a predicted model, not a curated record. Gene Ontology annotation, molecular function: protein binding.
CAUAUAAGCAUACGGCAACAUGCACAUACAAUAUAGCUGACCAACUUCCUAGAAAGCUGUAAGCUUUGGUAAAUUUCAAUAUGUUGUUCAAGAAGUGCCACUUGGUCCAGUUCCUUGUCUGUAUUAGCAUAGCUGUUGUGGCAGUUGAAUUUGUUGAAGGAACAUGUACUAAAGGAGCCAUCAGAUAUGAUCCAGAAUACAGCAAUACUGUUAUACAGAUAUGCUUUAAUAAUAGAUGGGGAUAUAUCUGCACAAACAAUAAUGAAGUACCCAGGCAAAGAAUAGCUAAUGUAAUCUGUCAACAGAUGGGAUAUUCUAGACACUCUGAUACUGGUAUGACUCAGAUAAGAAUAGAUCCUGCUCCUACAACUGAUUUUAUUCAAUGGCUUCAUUGCUCAGAUAAACCAAUUCCACAGCAGAGCAUUUUAGAUUGUUCACAUCAAAUUUAUAGCUAUCGCUAUCGGCCCGUUCUGAGAUGUUCUACCUACUAUCAUAUUGCUGCUAGUAAUUGUAUCAGUACCUCAGUCUGUCAAAAUGGACAGAUACAAUUACUUGAUACUAAUGCUGUAUUGCUGUGUGUAAAUGGAGAGUGGCAUGCAUUAUGUAAUACAACAUGGUCCUAUACUCAAGCACAAGUUGUAUGUAGACAAUUAGGAAAGAAUGCACAAGGAGCUAUGCCAGUUAAUGUUUCAGUACCUACCAAUAUUUCAGUGUUAAAAGCUAACUUUGAAUGUAAUGGAAAUGAAAAGUUUCUUUAUAACUGUUCAGAUUAUCGCUUAAAUUCCUGUAGUAGUGGCACUGUUGCUGGUGUUAUAUGUGAAAACUUGCCUGGACCUCCUUCUAAUCUUACUGUCGAUAGUAAACAAUCAGAUAUUAUAUUACAUUGGAAAUACACUGAUAGAAACAGUGAUAUGUCCAAUUUCAGUGUUUACUGUAAAAACAUGAUUGUUUAUUCCCAACCACACAUAAAGUUCAAAACUGAACUAAACAUACUGACAAAGAACAACAGUGCAACACUGAUUGGUUUAUUAGCCAAUACUGUGUACACAUGCUGUGUGUCUGCUGUAUUCCUUUAUAUGGAGACUGAAUCAACAUGCAUUAAUGUAACAAAAGGAUUGCAAGAAGCUAGCUCUAGCACUUCUUCUACAUUAUCAUCUACUCCUGCUGCUACUGCAACUGUAGCAUCAUCAUCAUCAAAUGGAGCUAUCUCAUGGAUUGGUGGAAUAUUUAUUGGUAUCAUUAUCAGUGCAGUGUUUGUUAUUAUAUUAUUAUUGAUUAUCAAAAUUGUCAUUACAAGAAGAAGUAAAGAAAAACAAUUUGAACCUAACAAAAGGUCAUCAUUACAAAGUGAUAAUGUAAAUGUCACAUCCACUGUUUACCAUCAGUCAAGAGGUCAGACUCAGAAUAUUGGGAUUUAUUCUGAACUGUCACAAAAUCAAUUUGAGCCGUUUUCCAAUGGGAGGGAUCCUGUAGUUCCUGCUGCUAAUGAUUAUGAGAGUCCUGUUGAUGUGAAUAUAAUGACUGUUAAUAAUGAUCCAGUUUAUUCACUGGCUGAAACUGAGGAAGAAACUGGUAACUAUGACAAGUUACAAAGGAACUAACUUCAUCAUGAAAUUAUUAAUAAUUAUUUUAUAUUCAAUCAACUAUUUUAUAAUUUUGUUGCUAUUAUAAUGCAUAGCUAAUAAUAA